AUGGUCACGAAUCAACCUUGGUGGGUGCGAAUAGAUGGCAACGCCUGCCGCAGGCCCAAGGUCAUUGUUGGCGCCUUGAUGCUCUUUCUCGCAUCAUGGGCUAUUAUCUUGAAUCCUGACUGGCAUUUCACCGGUUCUGGGCUGCGCAUGCCCGACUUACACCACCGACCGGCAUCAGGGCCAACGGAGAACCCUCUAACAAGUCCCCAGCCCGAAACCGAGCCUUCAAUCGAGGAAGACGUCGGUGGCAAUGGAUUCAAACCCCGAACCGCCGUUUUAUCACCCGAUGCGGAGGGUCUUUUACUAUCUGCAGCCAUGCCCUUCUUCACUUCUCCAAGCGGGCGGCACUCCCUCGUCUUGCAAGACGACGGAGAUCUCGUUCUCAACCGCAUGGACGCGGACGGGGCCGCCCAUCCCGUGUGGUGGACUGGGACGGGCGAUAAGCACAGCGGCGGGCGUAUGCUCAUCGUCGAGAAGCAGAAGGACCACUUCCGUCUUGUCGUCAACGCCUUCCUGAAGAACACAUGGACGAUAGUGUGGCACAGUGACCUGGUGCCAGGGUGCCAGGUGGACACCAUAUUAGGGCGCAACUCCAGCGAUGACCAGGUGCAUUCAACAGGGCUGUUGGAGAUCACACCCGGGCAACUCGAGCUCUCGGACCAAGGAAAGCUCUCUAUCGCCGGAUUGUGCGACCUCUAUGUCUCGGCGAGGGAGCGUGAAAAGGAACGCACCUUGGCCGUUAUUGUCGCAGGGCUCUACAGGACGAACCAUGUAAGCUGCAAGACGCAUAUGGACAAACUCAUCGCUAAGCACCCGUCCUUCUUGAGAAUAGACGUCUUCGCCUACGUGCUCUUCGAACCUGCUGACGUCGAUAUACACAAGCGAACUGAGGAGUCCAUCCGUGAGGCGCUGCGGAAGUGCUACGGCUCACACCUGCGGACUGUGGACGUCUUCCCUGUGGCUCAGGAAGAAGAGGACUAUCCUGGCGGAGACAAGGUGAUAAAGGCGACGAGGUGUGGCAAAAAGCUGCGGAGACUUAACAACCAGUUGAAGACGGUAGCGCUUGCAGCAGAGCGGUGGUGGGCUUGGAGCAUCGCCAGCGGGUUUAUUCAUGAUACAGUCCUACGUCUCCGGCCUGAUACGUUGCUGAGGGCGGAGCCAGAAUUCAAGACUGUGGAAGAGCUGGGGCACAACACGCUUGUGCUGCCGCACCCGCACGGGGAGCACUACUUUUACUGCGCUCGGAUGCGCGGGCGGGUCGGUGUUGGACCGACCGAUCAAAUCGCCUACGGCAGCGCGACUGCCAUGGCCCACUGGCUGUACAUGUACGACAGGUUCCAUCAAAUGGUCGACCUCGCCGGAAGUCCUUCCGGGCCGGCGCAGCGGGACUUCUCCGGAUGCGAGGAGAUGCCGCGGAGCCCGCUGGCGAGCGACUGCCCGAGACCCGCGCCGUGCUCGAUCGAGUGCCUGGUGGCAUGGUACCUCGACGCUCGCGGCGUGAACUUCCGCAUCGAGUGGGGUUGGGAGCAUAACCUGCUCCGAUGGAGAGAUAUAGGGCCGGUCGGGGCGGAAGCAGAGAGGAUGGCUGAUCAUGAUGGCGAGGACGAUGAAGAUGACGGCAUGGUAUGGCCUUGA
Colletotrichum navitas is the source of this 1635-nucleotide messenger RNA. RefSeq lists its product as uncharacterized. The record is from RefSeq and is a predicted model, not a curated record. The transcript is spliced from 3 exons. Bases 1 to 1635 code for a protein of 544 amino acids. Lineage: Eukaryota; Fungi; Ascomycota; Sordariomycetes; Glomerellales; Glomerellaceae.